This is a messenger RNA of Trachemys scripta elegans, 2766 nucleotides long. RefSeq names its product stonustoxin subunit alpha-like. The transcript has 4 exons. The record is from RefSeq and is a predicted model, not a curated record. Gene Ontology annotation, molecular function: protein binding. Lineage: Eukaryota; Metazoa; Chordata; Testudines; Emydidae. Bases 1 to 2307 code for a protein of 768 amino acids.
AUGAGAAAAAAAAGUUUACGUUACCAUGUGUUUGUCUCUACUAUUCCAGGGAUCACGCUGUGGGACCCGGAACAGCUUCUCAAGGAUGUAAACACAAAACCACAACCCUGGACUAGCUAUGAGAUCAUUGCAUCCGACACCAUUGAAGACAAGGCCAAUGCCCUCAAUGUCACAGCAUCGCUGAAGGCCAGUUUCCUGGGGGGGUUGGUUGAAGUAAGUGGAUCUGCCAAAUACUUAAAUGACACCAAAAAAUCCAAACAACAGGCCAGAGUUACUCUCCAGUACUCUGCCACAACAAAGUUUGAGCACCUAACUAUGAGCCAUUUAGGACCAAAGAAUGUCUCUUAUCCUGCUGUAUUUGACCAAGGCACGGCCACCCAUGUGGUCACGGCUGUGCUGUACGGGGCUCAGGCUUUCUUCGUGUUUGACCGGGAAGUUUUGUCUUCUGAGAAUGUACGUGACAUAGAGGGAAAGCUCCAGAUUGCAAUUAAAAAGAUACCCAAGUUUUCCAUAGAAGGAGAAGGAGCUGUCAAAAUGGAUGAAAAGGAAAAAUUAAAUGCUGAAAAUUUUAACUGCAAGUUCCAUGGUGAUUUUGCUCUUGAGAAAAAUCCAACUAAUUUCCAAGAUGCCAUGAAAAUUUAUUCCACCCUCCCCAAGCGGCUGGGUGCCAGCGGGGAGAAGGCCGUACCAGUGAGAGUCUGGCUGUACCCGCUGACCAAGCUGGAUUCCAAAGCUGCUAAGCUGGUGCGUGAGAUCAGCAUAACACUGAUCUUUGAUGCUCAAACAGCCUUGGAGCAACUGACUGAACUGGACAUGCGAUGCAAUGACAUGAUGAAAAAUCCAAUUGCCACAACCUUCCCCAAAAUCAAACAGAAAAUCCAGCAAUUCAAAGGUCUGUGUCAGCAACACAGACAGACUUUCCAGCAACAACUAGCAGGAAUCUUACCUGCUAUCCGUGGAGGUGGAGUUGAGGAAGGAGCCCUGGUGGACAUUUUUAAAAGCAAAGAACAAUCACCGUUCAAUACACAGAGACUCAAUGAAUUUCUGGAUACAAAGCAGCGAGAGAUGAAUUUAGUGGAUUCCUACCUUAGUGUGCUACAGAAUGUGGAAGUCGUAUCCUCUGAGAGUGAACUAGAAAAAAUAGUCCUCAGCCCUAAGCAUGAUUCUGUUGUGUCUUUCACACUCACUUCAAUACACAACAAAGAACCAUAUUUAUCAGAUUUGAAAUUUUGGCUUCAAAGACAGUUUCUGGAGAAAAAUCAAGAAUCAGCACCAGCCAGUUCUCCCUAUGAGAAAUCAAACUCCAAACAGUGGUUUGUGGAUGAAGAGAUAAGAAGAAAAGCACGAAAAUUCGCAAAGUCCUUCUCUGACUUUACCAACGUCAAUAAAUCUCAUGGAAACACCCGGUUCAUUGUGGCCUCUGUUCCAGAUGAGGAGCAUCCAGGAGCUUCCAUUUACCUGUAUGCAGAUGGAGAGCUGGUCAGCACCAACUUUGAGCCUCCAUCAAAGCCUCUUCCUCCCCUGAUGGGUGGAAUCAGACAUGACCGUGUGCAGCUCACGUUUAACCCAGCAGCCUAUGGCAGGGCUGCGAUAUCCGGCUAUCGGGCAGAGUACAGAAUUGUAGGGCAGGAGAACUGGACGGUUGUGGAUGUAAAUAACACACAAGAGACAUUCACAGUAACAGGGCUACGUGCAAACACCGAGUACCAGUUCCGAUACGCUGCCAUGAGCAAACCAGGGCUCAGCGAGAGCAGCGACGUGAGUGAUCCUGUGAAGACGCUCUCUCCAACCAGCCCGCCUGGAAAGCCUGGAAAAACUACUGUAGAUUCAUCUGCCAUCACCCUCAGCUGGGAGAGUCCAACUCUGGUUGGAGAAGGAGUCAUUAUAAGGGAGUAUCAGGUGGAAUACAAAGAGAAGACAGGAGAUACGAGUCAGGAGGGGAAAGGCAAAUGGCUGGAACGAAGGACAGGAGAGAGAACAGAGUCCUGUAACAUUGAUGGACUGAGGCCUGAGACACCCUACAGAUUCCGAGUGUCGGCUGUGUGUGCGGACGGAGCUGUGAGUGACCCAAGCGAGGAGAGUUCUAUCUCAACGCUAAAGAAAGGUCAGACAGAGGGGAGAGCGUCUGGGUGUGGAACAAUGGCCGGGUCAGCUGACACCAUUGAGAUGCCGGCUCUGGGCCGCCCGUUCCAGCUGGGGAUGCUGUACGACUGCCGCAAAGACUUGCUCAUCCCAGACCCCACCAUGCGUGAGGCAAGUCCCAUCAUGUCUCUGUGCCUCAGGUCCCCAUCAGCGCAAUGGGGAUAACAGCACUUGAUCACCUCACAUGAAUGGAGUGAGGAUAAUGACAUUAAAGACUGAGGGGCUCAGACACCAUGGUAAGAGGCCAUGCGAGUCUGACAGAUAGAUUUCAAAAAUUAAAAAGCAAGGAAGUGUUUACAACAUUGGGUGAUUUCACCUGCUUUUAUUAAUGUCCACAUUAAACACUGGAGAUCAAAUCUGAAAACUGUGAAAAUGGAACCUGUAUACUUUCUCCUUCUGUUGUAUAGGCAGAUCUACACCCAGCGUCUGUACCAAUUUAUUCUAUUGGUUUAGCUAAAUUUACUGAAAUAAGCGAUAAAGGUGUUUAUAUCUGUGUAAAGGUGUUUAUAUCUGUCUAGGGGUAGGAGUCUCACUGUGGGUGCGAGACCAGGGUUCAUAUCCUGAACAAGCCCUCCCUGUGGCUUUCCUCUCCAUUUUUUUUUAUUUAGUUUGUGUUGGUCCUGC